AAGGAACACGUUCCAUUUUACACGCGCCCUUCGCUUCGCCUGCGUCUACCUUCGGCUUUGCCCCAAAUCAAAAGCAAAAAAAAUCUUCUGCUCGCCUCACGUUUCGAUCUCAGCCAUGGCUACUUUAGACUCCGAUGUUCCAAUGGUCCCCGUCGGCGAGGCUUCCAGCAGCAUCGCCCCUUCCUCCUCCUCUAAGAAGCCCAAGCGCUUCGAGAUAAAAAAAUGGAGUGCCGUUGCCCUCUGGGCCUGGGAUAUUGUCGUGGAUAACUGUGCAAUUUGCAGGAAUCACAUUAUGGAUCUCUGCAUCGAAUGCCAAGCCAACCAAGCCAGCGCCACCAGUGAGGAAUGCACUGUUGCUUGGGGGGUCUGCAACCAUGCAUUUCACUUCCAUUGCAUCAGCCGAUGGCUCAAAACUCGUCAAGUUUGUCCAUUGGAUAAUAGUGAGUGGGAGUUCCAAAAGUAUGGCCACUAGAUCUUUUGGGGUGUUACCAGUUGAACCUGCUUACCCUCUCGUGUGGUGGAAGAAGAUUACCUAUUUCUUCAGCUUUCUUUUGAUUCAACUGGAGUUUAUUUAAUUUUUAGAAAAAAAAAAAAAAUUUGGCUAUAUGAAUUAAGGAUUGGAAUUUAAUAUACAUUGAGUGCAAUAUUUUAAAUUAAUGAGAAUUAUCCAUCUUGUGUUAA
This is a messenger RNA of Durio zibethinus, 681 nucleotides long. RefSeq names its product RING-box protein 1a. Gene Ontology annotation, molecular function: zinc ion binding. The record is from RefSeq and is a predicted model, not a curated record. Lineage: Eukaryota; Viridiplantae; Streptophyta; Magnoliopsida; Malvales; Malvaceae.